AUGGAAAAAGACGUACAAGAAUAUCUCCCAUAUUUUCUCAACGAAGGUCAUGAAUACUCUGUGUUAGGCUUUUUUAAACAUCAUAAUUUCACGAAAAAAAGUUUGGCCCAUUUCGCAUUAAACAAAUGCUUAGAGUAUAUGUCUUUGAGUACGGACCCGGAAUUAAAAUCGAAAGCAAUCGAAGUAAAGGAAACUUUACAAGACUUUAAAUGUAAACAAGAUAUUAAUAACUAUUGGAAAUCGAAGAACCGUGAGAAAAAGAAGAAAACUAUAGAAACUAAAAUAGAAAUUGCCGAGAAGAAAAGCAAAUUGUGUGAUGCUGAACAACACGUGAUAGUCAAAAGAUUAGUAUAUAAACAAGAUAAUGAUGUUCGUGAAAAUUUCAAUGCUGAAAUAAUAAAAAAAAGGGAGUAUAAUCAAGAUAUAGAAAGGGAGCAACCAAUAUCAAAGUCUUGUAAACGAAAAUUAAAAAAUUCAUUAGAAAAGACAGAAAAUAAUAAGAUACGUCUCCUUGGAUAUCAAUCUGAAAAUAGUGAACUUGAGGAUGAUGAAAUGAUGAAGAUUUCUUAA
This is a messenger RNA of Diversispora eburnea, 570 nucleotides long. NCBI's taxonomy places the organism in Eukaryota, Fungi, Glomeromycota, Glomeromycetes, Diversisporales, Diversisporaceae. The record is from the annotation of a GenBank genome assembly.